Messenger RNA from Ostrea edulis (European flat oyster), 2740 nucleotides. RefSeq lists its product as uncharacterized. Bases 99 to 1550 code for a protein of 483 amino acids. NCBI's taxonomy places the organism in Eukaryota, Metazoa, Mollusca, Bivalvia, Ostreida, Ostreidae. The transcript is spliced from 12 exons. The record is from RefSeq and is a predicted model, not a curated record.
UCCUUCGCUUCUUUACUGUGAAAUCUACUUUCGGUUUGUGUUCGUUUAUUUACAAAUGGCGUCGGUCGUGGUCUAUUCUCGUCAAAGAUAGCGGAAAGAUGGCAAAGAAAGCAGGCAAACAAACGAUAACAUCUAUCUUUAAUGAAGCAAAGAGGCUUCAUAAUAAGAAAGGUGUCGAUGAACAUCUGAUAAGAAAUGCUGAAGCAGAAUUUGAAGAACUUACUAAGUAUGCUAGAGACAUAGAGAAAAACAAUCCAUCAAGACAUAAACAGAUCAAGGAUGACGUGGAGAUGAUGGAAGCUCGAAAGAUUCGUUCAAUGCCGUCAAUCAAUGGAGGUGGAAAUCUCCACAAGUUCUUGGAUUCUCAAGCAUCAUUGGAUAGUGGCGUUUGGAAAAAUUUUUUUUUUUUAAUAGAAUGUCGAAAAUAUGUUAAUGAACACUCAGUUAAAAAUGGAAGCAAAUCUGGUGGGAACCCGAGAAAGCAAAGCAACCCUUCGAAUCACACGGGAAAGUAUUCACCAACAACUGUCAAACAACAUCAAAGGGUGACCAGUUUUCCAUCUCAAAAUCAGAGAAGCACUCCUACAAAUUCCUAUCCAAAGCACACUGUGACGUACAACACUGUGGUAACUGGAAAGUAUUCACCAACAACUUUCAAACAACCACAUCUAAGGGUGACCAGUUUUCCAUCUCAAAAUCAGAAACCAAGCCAAAGCCCAGAAAAUGUUUUACAUAAAGGAACAAGGCAUCAAAUCAGUGAACAAGAAAUUGUUAAUGGGGAGACAAGUCCACGCCAGCCAAAGAUUGACGUUGAUCAUGCUAAAGUAAUCAAAGAAAAUUCAUUACUCAAGACAACUAUCUGUGAACAAAAGCAGCAAAUUGAAGAUCUAACUACGAGGUUGAGCAAAUAUGCUAGUCAUCAACUCACGAAGGGGAACCCAAAUAUAGCAGAUCUUAGUGAUAAGAAUAGACCAACAAAAAUUGGAGAAAAGUUUUCCAUGUUGUAUGAUGACCAAUGGUCAGAUGCCUUUGAAGCAUUGAAGGCAUCAGGAAAGAAAGAAGAAGUUGUUGUCAAAGACCUGGCAGUGUUGGUCAAGGAAUGUUACAGUUUUUGCGAGGAGGCCAAAGUUAAAAUGGCAUAUGAGUUACAGAGGACUGUUGAGGAUCCAUUUCAUUUGUCCAUGUCUUCAGAAGGGCAGAAAGAUAUCCCAUUAAAGGGUUGGGAUAACAUUUUCCGUGAUAUUCUGAAAGCGCAUGGUGAACAGUCUGUGAAAUCACUGCAACUGGCUUUUAGGCGACAAAAAGAAAGACACACUCUUGAUAAAAGAAUUGUGGAAUAUAUGGAUAGUCUAGUAGAACUUACGUGGUAUAUGGUCAUACAGGACCCUCCAAUGAGCCUGCAGUUCAUCAAUAAUGGGGAGAAAAUGGAUGAAAAGGUCUUCAAACCAUACAGCAGGACGGGCAACAUUGCACUGGUUUGUGUGUGGCCUGCUUUAACCCUCCACAGUGGUGGACCAAUUGUGUCGAAAGGGUUUGCCCUUCCUCAGUGAACGUGAUUCCAGUAUUCUUUUGAUGAACCAAUGCAUGUGAAUGUCAUUAAGGAUAAAGCUUUACAUCUACAGUGUAUACAAGUUCAAUGAUUCUAGAUUUGGUUGUGAGGUUAUUUAUAGGAUAUGAGACUUAUUAGUGCACGCUUUUUGGCAUUAGAAUUAGUUGAAAUGUCAUCUAGUGGUUCAUUGGUCGUAGACUUCAGAAUACAUUACCUGUUACUUUGAAAUACUGCAGACUCUGGAGUAAUGUAAUCUCUUUUUACAAAUUUACAUAUUUUUUCCGUCCAUGUAUUGAAUUAUUUCCUAAUGAUGGGUAACAAUGUGUUCGUUUUAUUUAAAUGAAAGCAAAUAUAUAUAUGACUAAGAUAUUUCAUUAAUUAUCAUAAAUUGCCUUUACUGUUUUGAUACUUGUUUUGGUAUCUAAACGUUUUAUUUACACGCCUGUCUGUUUUGUUGACUGUGAAUAGUUGUAAACACGUGUUAGGGAAUGUCUCAACAUGAUAAGUUAUCAGCAUUAUUUUUCGUUAUCAAAUGAUGGGGAAAAGAUUUAUUGUAGUGUCAGAUGGUAGCUAGAAUGUUUCACAAUAUAUAUGCACUACAAUGACCGACAACACGAACCAUGUUGUGGAUCCGACACUUUUAGGUAUCGGGUGUUGUUGGAACUUAGUGCUUAUGUAUGUGUGUGUGUAUAUAUAUAUAUAUUCCAAAUAGAAAGAGUUGAUAUCACACAGUCAAAAUAUACAGAAAAUAUAUUUAAAUCACUAUCGCUUUCUGGAUUUUAACAUCCAUCCUCAGGUGAAUACAAAUAUUGAAUACAAAGUUGUUUAUCUUAGAGACGUAUAUUGUGACGUCAUGUAUAUAUAUAUAUACAUAUGUAUAUAUAUAUUACAGCGAUCAUACCAUGUUUGAUAAGCGUUUGUAUUAAUAGAUCCUCUUUUAAUGCAUUGUUUUCUUCUUUAUUUGGAAGAGAAUUUAAUGUUGAUGUAACUAAAAUUUAUUUCUAUUUGUACAUAUAACAGUAUAUAUGUAUGACAUAUUGAUUCGUGCAUAAUUGAUAUUGUAAUGAAUAAAAUAUACAUAUGUAAUUAUUAAUAGAAAAUUUAGUCUAUAAAAUAUGGUGUGUUCAGAUGUGCCUAAUUUAAUAAAUAAUCAAUAAAUGCAUUCUACCAAAAUAAAAUUAUACAGUGAUA